Tribolium castaneum (red flour beetle) is the source of this 2232-nucleotide messenger RNA. RefSeq names its product transmembrane protein 145. Gene Ontology annotation, biological process: G protein-coupled receptor signaling pathway; response to pheromone. The coding region runs from base 79 to 2097 and encodes 672 amino acids. The record is from RefSeq and is a predicted model, not a curated record. The transcript is spliced from 6 exons. NCBI's taxonomy places the organism in Eukaryota, Metazoa, Arthropoda, Insecta, Coleoptera, Tenebrionidae.
UUUUAAAUGCGUUGCCUUUGGCGUAACCAUGGCUACCAUUGAUUCCGCACAAAUGUACACAAUCGAAGAUUUUCCAAAAUGCACCGUUUUUCCAUCGUUUUUCUUUUAUUUUGGCUGAAUUUGUGUCAAUGCAAAUAUCUAGAAGGCGAGAUACACACCAGUGACAAUUGGGCUUUUCUUGCACGUUUUUGCUUCUUGUCGGAAGACGGCCAGUUUGAAUAUUUUCUCGAAUUUAGUGACGAACAAGGAAAUCCAAAUUUAUUGCUUUAUUACGAUACGGACGACCAAUGGCCGGCCGUAUACAAAACUAAUAAGAAUUGUUACGAAAAAGAAGCCGUGCUUCACGUCGAACAAAACCAAAUUAUCAACCUAACAACAACUAACAGGUUUUAUCAAGAAUUGUCAGGUUGUACGAGCAAACCUAGCCCACUUCCGACACCCAAACCCAAACCUAGCACAACCUUAUUACCGAAAAAAGCAACAAAAAGUCGCAAAUUACGACCUACGACUACGAUUAAAACAACAACAAUCGCAUUACCAACGCCUAGAACAACACCUACUACAACUGAAGAUGUGACAACAAAAUUUGUCGAAGAUUUCAAUUACACAACUUUAGAUUUAAAAAGCCAAUGGGAACACAUCGAAAUCACUAAAGCACCAAUCAAGAAACGAGCCGUAAGGCCACCACCCACUCCCCAAAUCCGGGGAAAUACCAUCAUGUGUCACAACGCCCGGAAAUUCCGGAGCGCGCGUGAAAGGUGGUGGUUCAUAGCUUUGAGUAAUUGUAACGGAACGAGAGGAAUUCACGUCAAGUAUAAGAUUUUAAUGACGAAUGGACCACCGGGGGAUUACUGGCAUGAGCAUUUCUCAGCCGACGAAUUCUAUAUUCUCCCAGUCUUGAUGGCAUUCUCCAUCGCCUACUCGUUCCUAAUGUUGGGCAUAAUCGUCUGUUCAAUUGAACUAAAAUCGCGCCAAUUGUUGCACACAACGUACAAAAUUUUCGUCGUUUCGGUCAUUUUCCAACUGUUUGGAAUUAUUUUAACAAGUGCCGCGUAUUUGAAAUACGCCGUUAAUGGGCUAGGUCCAAGUCCUGUAAAACGAGGCGGCGCCAUUUUCAUGGGCGUGUCUGAGACACUAUACAUGCUUCUCCUGCUCUUAUUGGCUAAGGGCUUUACGAUAACACGCGGCCGGCUCCCAUUGGCUGCCAGUGUCAAACUUACGAUUUUCAUGUGUUUGUACGUGGUGACGUACAUUUCGAUUUUUAUUUACGAGGCCAAUGUUUUCGAUCCGGGCGAAGUCCUGUACUUGUAUGAAUCACCGGCUGGGUAUGGACUUAUCAUUUUGAGGGUUUUGGCCUGGUGUAUGUUCGUCUAUUCGACGGUUUUUACCCUCAAACAUUACCCGGAAAAGUCAAAUUUUUAUUAUCCGUUCAAUGUGUGUGGAACGAUGUGGUUCAUCGCAGGGCCGGCUUUUAUACUUUCGGCCAAUUCGUAUAUUGACAAGUGGAUUCGUGAGUCUGUCGUUUGUGCCGUUUUGCAGUUUAUCACCUUCGGAGGCCACCUCACGUUUCUGAUUUUGACGAUGCCUUCAGUGGCCAAUAAAAAUUUCCCGUACCACGUCCGGACUACUCAGAUCGGUAUAAUGGAACUAACCGGAACUUCCGGCAGUAGUACCAUCCAACAGUUCGGUCAUCACGUCUACGAACCGUCAGGUACAGUCCGUGAAACAGUGAUUGUACCUUUGACACGUCGAACUGAAGAAAUAUUUGAAGGAAUGUACAAUCAACCGGUGCACAAUAUUCGUAGGGAGAGUUUAAAUGAAGACUUGAGUAACACUAGAAACUUAAUGAUGGAAAAUGUAAUUAAUUGGUCAUUGGCGCGAAAUAUUGCAGCUUUAGAAAUGCCCAAUUUCGAGCGAAUUGAACGCAACAGUUUUGUUGCAGAACAUUCAGACAACGAAUCGGUUAUAACCAGUCGACGAUCAUCGCAACCCAAUGGCCACUUUGACGAUUACGUCCGAGAAGUGCCGAUUCAAUUGUUUACGGUUAGCAAAAUGGUAACCGGCAAUAAUGACACUCCUAAUGGAAAAACUGUUUAAUUAGCACAAAUUUUGUAAAUUUGGAACUUUUUACAAGUCCAGAAUCGACGAACUAAAGCAAUAGGAAUAUACAGUUUUGUGUAAUUAAUGUGUUACUAAUUUUUUAUUGGAAAUAAAAUACAAUCUGCCACAUAA